UUUCAUUUUUAUGUUGUGUUAGGGGUGUAGAUUUCUUUCAUAAUGUGAUCUGAUCGUGAUAAUAAACCAAUAAUUAGUUGGGGUUUCGGCAUCGUUUCAGAUAAUCAAAAGAGUUUUUGGACAACAAAUCUAACGGACAAAUAAAAAAUUAUUUUUUCCAAGACAAAAUCUUGGUAAAUCACAAGCUUUGAUUAAAAAUUGCAUGCUAAUACAAACAAUAGAUGAUCAUAGAACACGAAAAACAAUAAGCUCAAAACUCACAACCGUAUAGAUUGGAACCGCAUAUGUUUGUGUUUCCAAUUCAAUCACAAAGUAUAAGCUAGUAAUACUUGUCACUGUCCAACCGGACCCAAACUCAAAGCUUCUCUUUUUACGCCAAAUCGGCAGCUUUCUUCUGUUUCUUUUCUGGGUUUGUGACGUUGGCUUGAAUGGCGGUGGAGUACAGAUGUUGCGAGACGGAUUUCUUUAUUCACAUAGUGAUAAUAGUGUCGUUGGUGAUGUUUGCCGGUUUGAUGUCGGGCCUUACUUUGGGCCUUAUGUCGUUAAGUCUCGUUGAUCUUGAGGUUAUUGCCAAGUCUGGCACUCCUAAGGAUCGUAAACAUGCCGCAAAGAUAUUGCCGGUUGUCCAAAAACAGCAUUUGUUGCUUUGUACGCUACUUAUAUGCAAUGCUGCUGCAAUGGAGGCACUUCCUAUUUUCCUUGAUGGUCUGGUGUCAGCUGGGGGUGCUAUCCUGAUUUCGGUGACCUUGAUUCUUCUGUUUGGUGAGAUAAUACCACAAUCUGUUUGUUCUCGAUAUGGUUUGGCAAUUGGUGCAACAGUGGCUCCAAUCGUUCAACUUCUUGUUUGGAUCUGUUUUCCUGUUGCCUACCCGAUAAGCAAGCUGUUAGACUUUCUGCUGGGCCAUGGACAUGUAGCACUUUUUCGAAGGGCUGAGUUGAAAACCUUAGUAAAUUUGCAUGGGAACGAGGCUGGAAAAGGUGGAGAACUGACGCAUGAUGAGACAACAAUUAUCGCUGGAGCGCUUGAGCUCAGCGAGAAAACAGCUAAAGAUGCCAUGACUCCUAUAUCUGACACAUUUGCAAUUGAUAUUAACGCCAAGCUUGACAGGGAGUUGAUGAGUUUAAUUUUGGAGAAAGGACAUAGCAGAGUGCCCGUUUAUUAUGAGCAGCCUACAAACAUAAUUGGACUCAUUCUGGUCAAGAAUAUAUUGACAAUUCACCCUGAAGAUGAAGUACCUGUGAAGAGUGUUACUAUACGAAGGAUUCAAAGGGUUCAAGAAACAUUGCCAUUGUAUGAUAUAUUAAAUGAAUUUCAGAAAGGUCAUAGCCACAUGGCCGUCGUUGUAAGACGGUGCAACAAGACAGAUCAGCCUUCUUCUAGUAACUCUGCUGGGAGUAAGUGUCGGCCUCUUAUCGUCAUAUUCUCUCAGAAUUUCCACUUAAACCUUUACUUAGCUGACCAUAGAAACAUAUUUAAGAUGCAAAUUCUUUGUUUAUGCCUGGCUGCCAUUUUGAGAUUUACUGCUCUUCUUUGUCUCUAUCAGUUUGUUUCUCUCUCCCCUCUCUUAAAAUAGGUCCGUUU
Molecule: messenger RNA, 1582 nt
Organism: Durio zibethinus
Lineage: Eukaryota; Viridiplantae; Streptophyta; Magnoliopsida; Malvales; Malvaceae
Product: DUF21 domain-containing protein At2g14520-like
Biological process (GO): magnesium ion homeostasis; intracellular manganese ion homeostasis
Cellular component (GO): cytoplasm
Source: RefSeq, a predicted model, not a curated record